Messenger RNA from Manihot esculenta (cassava), 3061 nucleotides. Its product is annotated as G-type lectin S-receptor-like serine/threonine-protein kinase RKS1. The transcript is spliced from 7 exons. Gene Ontology annotation, molecular function: ATP binding; protein serine/threonine kinase activity. Lineage: Eukaryota; Viridiplantae; Streptophyta; Magnoliopsida; Malpighiales; Euphorbiaceae. The coding region runs from base 108 to 2615 and encodes 835 amino acids. Gene Ontology annotation, biological process: protein phosphorylation; recognition of pollen. The record is from RefSeq and is a predicted model, not a curated record.
CAAGUUAGUCCCAAUAAACUUCUCUCAGGAUCAAAAUAAGCCUUCAAUUUAGCCUCUCUAAACUUCCCCAACAAAACAGAAGAAAAAAAAAAAAAAUACUUCUCACCAUGCCUGCCAAGAGGAAGUUUCUGCAUUAUUUGCUUCUACUACUCCAAUUCAUAUUUUGUACUUCCCUAGAUAACUUUACAGAAACGCAGACCUUCAAAGAAGGCAAUCUUCUAGUCUCCAAGGGUAAUAAAUUUGCAUUUGGUUUUUUUAGCCCUGGCAGUUCCAACAAUAGAUAUCUUGGAAUUUGGUUCCAUGAAGUUUCAGAACCAUCUGUGGUAUGGGUGGCAAAUAGAAACAAUCCUCUUAGUGGAUCCACAGGGUUUCUCUCAAUCAACCAAUAUGGAAAUCUCGUUCUUUAUAGUAAUCCUGAUCAAAAGGUUCUAGUAUGGUCUACAAAUAUAUCAGUGGAAGUAUCAGAUGCCUGCGUGGCUCAGCUUUUGGAUACAGGAAAUUUGGUGUUGCUCCAAAGCAGAAGUAAAAGAAUUUUGUGGCAGAGUUUUGAUUAUCCCACUGAUACCCUGAUACCAGGAAUGAAAAUUGGGCAAAAUUGGAAGGCAGGAAUGAAUUGGAUUUUAACCUCGUGGAUAUCAGCAAAUGACCCAGGAAGUGGAGAUUACUCACUUGAGUUAAACCCAAGAGGCUCCCCACAGUUCCUUUUGUACAAGGAUUCAAGAAUUUACUGGAGAAGCAUCCCAUGGCCAUGGAGAAAAAUCUCUGAUGUAUACAAUUACAGUUAUGUUAACAAUGAAGAAGAGGCAUACUAUUUCUACCAUAUGUUUGAUGCUUCUGUUAUCAUGAGAGGAGUAGUGGACAAUUCUGGAUUCAUCAAGUGGCUUAGGUGGCAAAAGAGCGAAGGCCGAUGGAAAGAGUUCUGGUCUGUACCCAAGUACCAGUGUGAUUUGUAUGCACAGUGUGGUGUGUCUAGUAAGUGUACUCCUGGUAGUCCUGAUAUAUUUGAAUGUUCUUGUUUACCUGGAUACGAACCCAAGUCGCCAAAUGACUGGAAUCUAAGAGAUGCAUCAAAAGGAUGUAUCAAGAAGCAGCAAGAUCCUUCCUCAUUGUGUGAUCAUAGAGAAAGGUUUGUGAAGGUGGGAAAUGUCAAAGUACCUGAUACUUCAGCUGCAGUUUGGGUCAACAAGAAUUUGAGUCUUUUGGGUUGUGAACAGGAAUGCAAGAAGAAUUGCUCCUGCUCUGCAUAUGCAACCAUAGAUAUUGUUGGGAGAGCAAGUGGAUGUUUGACAUGGUAUGGGCAAUUAUGGGACACAGUAGAUCAUAUAGAUGAGAGAUAUGAUUUAUAUAUUCGUGUUGAUGGAGUUGAACCAGCCAAUAAUGAAAGCAAAUCAAAUGCUUUUCUUGGGAAGGAGCAGAGGAUUCUAACAAUCUCUGUUGGUUUAGCAUGGUUUACAGUUUUCUUCUUUGCCUACUUGUGGCUUAGGAGGAGGAGAAAAGGUAUGAGGAAUAAAUGGGAAAACAAAGUGUUUGAUCCUAUCAAUGGUUCUAUUUACUACAAAAACACUAUGGUGGCAUGUGAGCUUGGGGGUAAUAGUCAUCCUCCAGACAUAACAUUUUUUGAUCUCAGUACCAUUGUGGUUGCAACAAAUAGCUUCUCUCCCACAAACAAACUUGGACAGGGUGGUUUUGGCUCAGUGUACAGGGGUCAACUAUCUAAUGGGCAGGAGAUUGCUGUGAAACAACUAUCCAAAAAUUCAGUGCAAGGGAUAGAAGAAUUUAAAAAUGAAGCCAUGUUGAUUGCAAAGCUUCAACAUAGGAAUUUAGUGAAACUUCUAGGAUGUUGCAUUCAAGGAGGAGAGAAAAUAUUAAUUUAUGAAUAUUUGCCAAACAAAAGUUUGGAUUCAUUUCUUUUUGAUGAAACAAAAAGGUCAUCCCUAGACUGGAGUAAACGCUUUGAUAUUAUAAUUGGGAUCGCUCGGGGGAUAUUGUAUCUUCACCAGGACUCAAGGUUGAGAAUUAUCCACAGAGAUUUGAAAUGUAGCAACAUUCUAUUGGAUUCAGAGAUGAAUCCAAAAAUUUCAGAUUUUGGUACUGCUAGAAUAUUCAGAGCAGACCAAAUUCAAGAGAAGACAAACAGAGUGGUUGGAACCUAUGGGUAUAUGUCACCAGAGUAUGCAGUGUUCGGACAAUUUUCAGUAAAAUCAGAUGUGUUUAGUUUUGGAGUGGUUCUGUUGGAGAUUGUAAGUGGCAAGAAGAGCAAUGGAUGUAAUCAAGAGAAUCCUUCCAUCUGUUUAAUAGGACAAGUUUGGGAGCUGUGGAGAGAAGAUAAUGUACUGGAGAUAGUUGAUUCAAUACUAGAGGAGUCAUAUCCUCCUGAUGAAGUCUUGAGAUGCAUUCAGAUAGCGUUGUUGUGUGUUCAAGAAAAUGCAGUGGACAGACCAACUAUGUUAGAAGUUGUUCUAAUGUUGAGCAGUGAAACAGCUAUUCCUAGUCCUAAAAAACCUGCUUUUAUUUUUAGAGCUUCUAGCAGCAGCAACACUAACACAUUGAAAGUAGUGGGAGAAGGGUCAAGUUCUGUAAAUGAGGUUACAAUCACUACUUUUGUAGCACGUUAAAGAUGUUGGCUUUCACUAAUUGCAUGUAAUUAAAAGAGCUGUGCAAGAAAUUUCUUUGCUCAUUUCAUAGAUGGUUCGGAAAAUUCAGAAAUUCUCUGUCAAAGGGUCAACUGAAAAAGCUUGGAAAUUUCGCAAAUCAUCGCCUGGACAAGUUAAAAAGCUUACUCAACUGUCUGCUACGGAAUUUUCAGAAAUCCUCCAUCCUUGUUUCCCUGCAGCUGUUCUUGGCGCUUCUGUUGUACUUCCACCCUUUAGAAUUCAGUCCAAUCUCAUUUUCUCAUCUGGGUAUCGUGUAUAGAACAGAGCCAAAUUCCCAAAAUAAUAUUUUCAAAAAUAAUUUGAGUAAAAUAUAAUCACUCACAAUUCAUCAUAGUUAUGUAUUUUGUCAAUAACAAAUAUAAACUUAUUAUGCUUAUGGAUUUCUAAUAUUUCACUCUAGUUAUCAA